CGGAAAAAAAAAAUCUGGAACGGUAGCUGUCUCGAAACAAGCUUCUUGGUUCGGAGAAAAUGGCUGCACGCCUGAGCCGGAUCUGGCCCACCCUGUCCCGGGUUCGUCUGAGCUCGGCGCUCGGGAGCCGCUGUGUGUCGCAGACGCCGAAGUCGAGCGCGUCUGGGGCGGCGGUGGCGUCUGAUCUGCAGCCCUUGUCUCCCGCUGCUCAGGACAGCCAUGGACACGCAGAGGUCAACCCGUUUCAGAAGAAUCCAGAUUUCCAUGGCUUCCAUCAUGAUGACUCUUUUGUGGAUGAAUGGAACAUGAGGUUGGCAUUUUUCUUUGGCGUUUCUUUGACCCUUGUUGUUGGAGUGACUUUCAUCAGCUAUUUACCGGAUCAUGGCAUGAGGCAGUGGGCUCGUCGGGAAGCUGAAAGAUUAAUCAAACAGAGGGAAGCUGAGGGUCUUCCCCUCAUGACUGAAAAUUAUUAUGAUCCCAGCACGAUUGUUCUGCCCUCCUCCGGAGAGGAGUAGACAAUAUUUUGUCAAUAAUUAUCCUGUUCAUUUGAUUCGUUGUACAUUUGUCUUCUUUCAACUAUAAUGUAAUAAAAAAAAAGGUUAUAAUAUAA
Puntigrus tetrazona (Sumatra barb) is the source of this 610-nucleotide messenger RNA. RefSeq names its product NADH:ubiquinone oxidoreductase subunit B11 (gene ndufb11). NCBI's taxonomy places the organism in Eukaryota, Metazoa, Chordata, Actinopteri, Cypriniformes, Cyprinidae. The transcript is spliced from 3 exons. The coding region runs from base 60 to 515 and encodes 151 amino acids. The record is from RefSeq and is a predicted model, not a curated record.